CGUUUCCAUAGCGGCGGCGGCAGGAGGUGUCGCGCCAGGGAACUUCCUGGUUCCCGGGCUCGGCUUUGCUGGGAGCCUCCUGGAAGGGAAACAAUGGGGCGGAGGGCACUGCGGUAGCCGCCGCCACCGCGCUGGACCCGCUCGGCCUCCCACGACUGACCGCCGCCGGGACCGCCCUGAGAACAGGAUAUGUAUUCCUCUGAGAAACCCUGGACCAUAGACUUUGGUUUAAUACUGGAUUGGGACAACACACAGAGACUUUUCCAGUCAUGAAUUCGGACCAGGAUGUAGCACUCAAACUUGCUCAGGAACGAGCUGAAAUAGUUGCUAAAUAUGACAGAGGGCGAGAGGGUGCGGAAAUUGAGCCUUGGGAAGAUGCUGAUUAUCUUGUUUACAAAGUCACUGAUAGAUUUGGCUUUUUACAGUAAGUCACACAGUGAGGAGGAGCUCCCAUAUCAUAAUGCAGCUGCAGAGCGGCAAAAGCAACUGGAAAUUGAAAGAACUACCAAAUGGCUGAAAAUGCUGAAAGGAUGGGAAAAAUAUAAGAAUACCGAGAAGUUUCAUCGACGAAUUUACAAAGGAAUUCCACUCCAGCUCCGAGGCGAAGUCUGGGCUCUUCUUCUUGAGAUCCCUAAAAUGAAAGAAGAAACAAAAGACCUUUAUAGUAAAUUAAAACACAGAGCACGAGGUUGUUCACCUGACAUCAGACAAAUAGACCUUGACGUGAACCGCACAUUUAGGAACCAUAUUAUGUUUAGAGACAGAUACGGCGUUAAGCAACAAUCCUUAUUCCAUGUUCUUGCUGCAUAUUCUAUCUAUAAUACGGAAGUCGGGUACUGUCAAGGGAUGAGCCAGAUAACAGCCCUACUCCUCAUGUACAUGAACGAGGAAGACGCCUUCUGGGCCCUGGUCAAACUCUUCUCAGGCCCCAAACAUGCUAUGCAUGGCUUUUUUGUCCAAGGUUUUCCUAAACUAUUGAGAUUUCAAGAACAUCAUGAAAAAAUUCUGAAUAAAUUUCUGUCCAAACUUAAGCAACAUUUGGAUUCUCAAGAAAUCUACACAAGUUUUUAUACAAUGAAAUGGUUUUUUCAGUGUUUUCUUGAUCGAACUCCUUUUACGCUGAACCUCAGGAUAUGGGACAUCUACAUCUUUGAAGGAGAGCGAAUUCUUACUGCUAUGUCUUACACAAUCUUGAAGUUACACAGAAAACAUCUAAUGAGAUUGUCUAUGGAAGAACUUGUAGAAUUUCUUCAGGAGACGCUCGCCAAGGACUUUUUCUUCGAGGAUGAUUUUGUAAUCGAUCAACUUCAGGUUUCUAUGUCUGAACUAAAGCGGGCAAAAUUAGAUCUCCCAGAACCUGGUAAGGAGGAAGAAUAUCCAAAGAAACCCUUGGGACAGCUUCCACCCGAGUCUAAUUCUGCUUGUAUUAGUCAGUUGAGCAAUGGACAAAGAAGUGUUGGCAGGCCCAGCCCCCAGCUAAGCAGCAGAGGAGAAAGUGGAUCACCUCACAAGAAGCAUGAGCAUUCCCCUGCCCACCACAGUAGAACCAGUACCCCAGAAAGAGUCCGGCCACCAAGACGGAAGUCAGUGGAUGACGAUAGUAAACACCUGAAGCCUUCGUCAGGUCCCCAGGACAGUUCCAGGCACUACAACCAUGCAGCUGCUAACCAAAAUAGCAAUGCAAUUUCAAACAUCAGAAAGGAAUUUAUGCCCAAAUGGAAAAAACCAUCAGAUGCCUCAGUGAUUGAAAGAACUGCUAAAUAUGCCAUCGAAGGCAAAAGUCAUUCAGUGUACCCCACUCCUACAGUUGCCAUUCCAAGUUCUGCUGAGACCCGAAUGUCAAACUCAAGGCAGAAGAUGAAGUAUUUUGAUGGCAGUGAUGGGAAGCGGGGUUCUAAUGCUUCUCAGUAUGACAAUGUGCCUGGGAGUGAGAAUGAAAACGGAGCCUCUGUGGAAGAGGCCCCAGAACGGACCCACCCUCACAAUCCAAGAAAGCACACUGAGCCAAAUUCCAGCCCAUCAAAAGUAUCCAACAAGUUUACUUUGAAAGUGCAGCCUCCCAGCCAUGUGCGAUACCCAUCCCAGUUAGAAGGGGAGGAGCACAGGGCUGCAUAUCCACCCUCCUACAGCAACCCCCCUGGUUACCAUGGAAACUCUCCAAAGCACAUACCUGUUGCCCAGAGCAGCUUUGUGUCCCCACAGAUCAACCCUGGGACCCAAAUUAAUCCUUCCAGGAGACUGUAUGGUUCUUCUCUUUCAGUUGAUGUUUCUCCGGAGAAAUCCUACAGCCGCCCAACUCCUGUUGUUCUGCCAUCCAGUCGAAUUGAAGUUCUUCCCAUUGACAUUGGUGCUGGGGGAUAUACAGGUAGUUCAGGGUCACCAAAGAAUGGAAAGUUCAUCCUUCCUCCAGUGGAUUAUUUACCAGAGAACAGAAAAUGGUCAGAAGUUAGUUAUACAUACAGACCUGAGAUGCAUGGACAAUCAUGGACUCGAGAUGCUAGCCGUAGCCACUUAAGCAAUUUACCAAAAUACGCAGCCUUUCAACACAUACCUUUUCAGGACCAUGGCCUUCCAGAAGUAUCUGUAGAUAGUCCAGUGAGGUAUAUAAUUAACCCAGCUGUGGAAGAUGCCAGUCCUCCUGGGUAUCAAUAUGCAGGUCCCUCACCUCCAGCACAUCGCUACAGAAAUAGAGAGGGACUUUCUAUUCAAGAGUCAGUGUUGCUGUGAGAGUUGGCUUUAUUCACUGAAGACAAAAGAACAGAAACCAUGUGAUAGCCACAUUGCUAUGUUAAUAGUUGCCAAAGCAGUAUUUUAUACUAUUGUAAACAACUCAUGCAGUUCCGGUGUAUGUCAGGAAGAGAGUGUGUGGAAGUGCUUUAACUCCGUGUAGAUUCUGCUGAGAUGAGUGUUUCAUUGCAUCGUCACGGAAACUUAAUAGGAGAUUAACCUGGAAACAUAGCAAUAGUUUUUAGGGAUGCCCACACUGUGAGGCUCUUUAUUUUGUUUCCUUCAUAGCUUUCCUUCAGACCUGGAUGUUUCACUCUGUUGAUACAUUCUGUUUUGACCACUGUCAGAAAGCACUGAGACACCAGAGGAGAUGUUCUGAAGGCUAUCACUCAUUUUUUAAUAGGUGUAACAUACACCUGUGCAUACAGAUUUUGAUCACAGAACUUAGAAAUGUUUUUUAAAACUACCUUUAACCUAGAUCCAUGGCAUAACUGUGUUUCCCCCCUUAUCUUUCUACCCAUCCUGCCCUGGUCAUAUUUUAGCAUAGGUUCUAAACUGAAACUGACUAAAAAAACUGUCCUGACUUUAUGAAUCCUACAUCUCACAGAAUGUCAUUCUCCUUCUGUUACUGACAUUUUAUCUCUACCUGAAAAUUAAAGACACUGGGGAGAAAGGCUAACCACUUAUGGUGCUUAAAAUGUGGGUCAGUUAGUUUGAGGGUGUGGCUGUGGCACAGGCUCACUAUGUCCUCACCUCCAGCUGUCUCGGUGCCCUGUGCCCUUGGCUCUGGUCUUGAUGGGUGCAGGGCACUGACCACAGAAGGAGUUGGAAGUCACAGUCCUUGCAGCAGUCUGGGCAGUGGAAGGUUGGUUUUCAGGUUCAUUUGAAAGCAGCGUUAGCCAGACUGCUUAUUCCUCGCUCUGCUUCAGUUUCACAGGGCCCCAAGAGAACUGCUCACAUGGGCUUCUUCAGACACUUAUUCUUUACUGAGUAUAAUGGAUGGGUAUUGCUACACUUACUGGGCCAUUACAUUAUCCUGGUCAAAAUUGUGAAAAAUACCCUAAUAAGCAUCUAGAAUUUUGAUUUUUGUAAAAAAAAAUAGUAUGUUUCAUAGUUUUUGAAAAACUUUUCAACCCUGGACUCUUCUUCCCUCUGCCGGCUUGACCUCUCAAUUUUUGUGCUUAAAUGAAAAACUUUUCAGUGAAAAAUAAUUGAGGUUCAUGGUUUAAAACAAUUAAAAUAUGCUAUUGUACACUACUGUCACCACGACAUAGACAGCAUGGUGGGUUCCUUAAGAGAGGGUGCUCUGUGUGGAGGCUUGUCUCGUUGUUCCCUUCUUGUAUCUGAAUAUCAGAAAGGAGAGAGUCCAACAGUGAUUGUCCCCUUCCUCCAUGUUGGGGAUAUAAGCGUUUGAGGUACAAGAAUAUGUCUUAAGAUGAAAGCAACAUUUGUUUAGCUAGUGAACGUGACAAUAUUUUUAAUGUAUAUAAUGAUCUUAAUGUAAUCUAAUCAAUGUGGUAAUGAUGUUAUUAAGUGUGGAUACAAAUGCAGUAUAUUAAAGGUGAGCACCACACUGAAACUCCAACCCCUGACAAAAUAACCAGGCUCUUGAUUUAGAUCAUGUGGAAGGUGAGGAAUAAAUGUAUAGAAAUGUAGCUGAGGAUAUUAAUUACAGUUCUUAAAGUGUGACUUUGUGGCUUACAAGGAACCAAGCUGUACAAUUUAGUUUAUGAUGGCAGCAUCUAUGCCUCUCCAGAAAGUAUAUAUCAUAGUGGUAAAUAAUGUAGACUAUAUAUAUAUAUAUAAAUGCAAUAUAUAUAUACACACACACUAUUUUCUUAUGUCAUUUAUGGCAUUUUUUAUCUGUAUACUUUUUGAUGUGAUUGUUUUUAACAUGCUAAAAGUAAUAUGCAUAUUUUGUUCUGUGUCUUCUAUGUGCCGUUUUCACGUGGCAAGUGCUUUGUUCUGGUGCUUGCAGGGCCAGCCAGAUGUCUUCUGUGCUUCCCCACGGUGUUUUACAUACGCUGCAGUUCAGCUUUCAUCUCCAGUGACACCAUGUUUAGAACCACAUCAUCUUCCCUUGGUUGAAGUAUUAUUAAAGGCAAUAAGGUCUUCCCUACUAUAAAAUGUAUCUCUGUUGGUUUUUAAGUAGAAAAUUUUAAUUUAAAAUUAUU
Microtus oregoni (creeping vole) is the source of this 4901-nucleotide messenger RNA. RefSeq names its product USP6 N-terminal like (gene Usp6nl). The coding region runs from base 334 to 2727 and encodes 797 amino acids. The record is from RefSeq and is a predicted model, not a curated record. The transcript is spliced from 15 exons. Lineage: Eukaryota; Metazoa; Chordata; Mammalia; Rodentia; Cricetidae.